Messenger RNA from Staurois parvus, 312 nucleotides. NCBI's taxonomy places the organism in Eukaryota, Metazoa, Chordata, Amphibia, Anura, Ranidae. The record is from the annotation of a GenBank genome assembly.
CCUUGUCAAAUUUUCCCCACACGCUAUAGUGCAGCUCUUGAAAUGCCAAACUGUGCUGCUUGAGUCCUAAGGAUCAAUGAUCACCGUGACACUGUUAACUCACAAUUGGAGAGCAGGGGUGGACUGACAGCUCAUGGGGCCCCCGGGCAAUAGGGGAUCAUGGGGCCCCUGUGUCCUCACCCAUACCCAAAAAAGCCUAUGAAAAAGCCAAUGAAAAGUACCAGGGGCAUCUCAUGGGGCCCCCUACUGAACCUGGGCUCUCGGGCAGUGCCCGAGUGCUCGAAUGGUCAGUCCACCCCUGUUGGAGAGACU